AACCGCUCACACACAACCAUUCCAAUUGCUACCAUGGAUACAAACGCUGUCAGCCAGAUUGUUUCUGCCUUAAGUGUAGUCCACGCACCCAAGUCGACCAACGACGCCAGGCGCGAGGCCCAGGUGUUUCUCGAACGCAUCAAACAGGAGGAGGAGCUGCCCUUCUGGGGCUACCAGCUCGCAUUGCCCGACAACGGCCAUGACUUCAUUGUGCGCUACUUCGGCUUGAGUUUGAUCUAUAACUCUGUUUCCCACAAAUAUGCGCUUUAUGAUUCGCAAAAGGCGAUUGCCGUCAGACACUGGAUUGUGGAGUUGGCCAACAAGCUCGGUGACGCGGACCCACACUAUAUGAAAGAGAAGAUCGCUGACCUUUGGGUGUCUGUAGCCAAACGUUGUUGGGGUAACUUUCUCAUUCUUGCCGCCGCUGCUGGUGAUGACGCGGCCAUAACCAUCUCAGCGCAGAAUGCAGCAGACGGCUGGAGCGAUAUGGACGCGAACCUCUUGGCGUUGUGGAAUAACACCAAGGGCACGCGCGAACUCCUGUUGAUCAUCUUUCGCACGCUCUUUGAGGACAUAUACUUGCUCGACGACCCGAUAGCCGCCAAGCGCAGCAAUGUGUUGCCGGCGUUGUGCUCGGAGGUGGUUACGUCAGAGGAGAUCCUCAACCAGCACUACGAAGUCAAUCAGAACGUGCGGCUCUGUCGUGCCUCGACUGAGGGCUGGUUACACCGCUGGGCAGAGUUUCUUGGAGUAUGCUUGCAGGGUGACGCUGAGGACGCUGAGACAACCGGUUACAUUGCCAAGAUCCUCGAGACGCUCAAAACGUGCUUGCACUGGGUCAUCCCCACGAUGGUGCGCCAGGAAAACCUUUUGGAGAAGUUGAGUACAGGUAUUCUCAUGGCGUCCACCAACAUCAAGGUCAAGACGCUUGCCACGGAUUGCUUGCACUCGUUGUUUACACGCGUCUACAGUAACCCUGCAGACUUCGAAGCCAUUGUGGGCAGCGUCUUUACGACCGAGGGUAUCCGCAGUUUGUCACAGGUGUUCCACGCGGUCGAAGCCCCCGGCGAAACAAUCGACGAGCAGCAAUAUGUGUUCUUGAAGAAGCUCGUGGAGAUGGUUGUAUCACUCAGCGAACACUUGAACAACGCGUCACGUGCCAACCAGUUACCGAAAAACGCUGACUUCGAAAGCUACUUGCGUCUCGUGCUCGCCACCACCAACCACGAGAGCGUCAUCGUGUCCGGACUCUCGUUGCAAUUCUGGACCAGUUUGUUGCGUAUCGACGACAUGAGCCAGAAGCCUGAGGUGCAAACGAUCCUCCCGGAGUUGUUAGAGUGCGCGGGCAACCGGUUCCUCAACUACGAGGACAUCAGUGAUGACCACAUCGCCAAGCGUUACUUGGAGCUCGACUUCGACUCCCAUUCCGACUCGCACAGCUUUCUCUCCAACUACAAGCGCUUCAUCGACGACAUUGUGCGCAUCACCGUGUGCAAACAGCCCGAACACGGCCUCGCAUGGUUGGAGAACCGUCUCAACAUGUUUUUCUCGCUGGAAAUCGGCCAAAAGGCCAUGACCUCCACCAAACUCACUAUCCACGAGGACGCAUACAUCUACGGAUUCGCCCAGUUCUCCAUCAUUGAGGCUCUGCUCAAGGGAAUUUCCCGCUGGCGCAUCUGGUACACCACGGCCGAGGACAAAGAGCAAAAACAGGAGCAGUUGAACAAACAGGUUGAGAGUCUCGGCGAGCGGCUCUUGGCACUCACCAUCAACGAUCCCCUCACGUUGCGAAAGCAAAUUCAGACGCUUGUCCAGUUCGCACCCUUAUUGAAAGAUACUUCAUCCUUGGUGUUCCGCAUCUUGGAGCGAACCCUACAUGUUGCCACGUACGAGUAUCCCGGUAGCAUUUCUGAUGAGGACAAGGAGAUUGUGCGUGACUUGCGGACGAGCUGCGGAACGGAGCUCAACCGUUUGGCGUAUAUCAUGCCCGAGUCGUUGCGUCUGAUCUUGGACGACUUGGAGAACGUAAUUGCCACCAUCCUCACCUCCAACAAAGUCAGCGAGCACGAAUCGGUGUCCUUCAAAUCAUUCUUGUUGAUCGUGGCCCUCCGCUCUAACAUUGAGGAUAAACACCGCCGUUUUGCGCAGAUCGUGGAUCCCGAAAUCGCCGCCUGGGCUGCGCCUGAAACGAUGAAGGGGUUGAGCGACUUGCACUGGUUCAUGGAGCGACUCGGGAUUGUGAAAAUCGCAGAAUACUUCCGCUCCCGCAACAUUACCGCCAACACAAACUUGCUUGAGGCGCAGAUGGACGAGCGGGGCCGUGAGUUGCGAUCAGAGUUGAAGAGCCAUUGGUCGUCCAUUUUCCCCAUCCGCGCUACGCGGAUCUUUGUGCAGUACUCAAUUGAGCGGAUCGAGCGCGGAUCAGACGAGUUUCUGGACUUGCUUUUGCUUUGGAAGCCACGGAUUCAACCGAUCUUGCCCCACAUUCUCCAGCUCAUGUCACAAAUCCAGGCGUACCACAAUCCUGAAAACUGGAAGGAUCUCCCCGAGGAAGUGCAAAGCUUUGUGCGUUACACCACGUUGGAACGCUUCUGGCAGGAGGGGAUCUCUAUCCAGAGUAAAGAGUCAUUCAUGGACGAAAAUGUCCGUGCGAUGCACACGUUACGGGAUUUUGCCGACUCAGUGGGACACAGCAUUCGCUACACGCGAGAAUACGUUUUUUUGACUAUCGCCUCGAUCUCUCAGCUCGACGACACUUUCUACGAGGUGCCGAACAUUGCCAGUUUGUUGUGGAACGCCGUCGCUGGGGACACCAGUGGUGUCACGAUGCACAGCUGGCGCCACAUGAUCAACCUUGUGUUGCGCAACCUUGUCAAGAACUGUCCCGUGAGCCAGGUGGCGUCAUUCAUGGGCGAAUUGUUGCCGCUUGUGUUGCCGCAGCUCGACGCCUUGCUAAUGCAAAGGUGGGAGAAGAUCUACGAGAUCGGGUUGAAGCUCGAUGGUACUGAAGAUGACCAGGCUCUUUCAGAGGAAAUGAUGGAAGAACACAUGCUCCGCCAGUUGACAUAUGUCGUGGACCGUUUUAUUAUCGACUUGGUGGGCCAACUCAGCAGUAGAUGCACGUUGAGUGACCGUCAAAAGGCGAUCCGCAAGCUCAUGUUCAAUGAGGCCACCAUUUUGGCGCCAUUCUUGCAGUUGUGCUGCCACUUGAUUCUUGUCAAGGACAGUAAGUGCUGCUUCAACACCGUGUUGGUGGUACGCUUCAUCAUGGACGAGGUUACCUUGAAAGAUGACGAAGUGGACAAGUAUCUUUGCGACCACCUUAUGAAGGCAUUGUUGAGUGUGUUAACCGACGACUACUUUGCCGACGCUCAUUCAGAGGCCGCCUACGCCUUAAUCACCUUGUACGUAAAGCUCAGAUCCAAGAGCAACUACCCGUUACGCGUGUUGAGCGAGCAGUUGCCAAGUCUCCCGUCGAGCAAGUUUGCGCAGUUCGAGAACACACUCGCGACAUCGAGUUCGUUGAGGCUCCAACGGAGUGCUCUUCUCGAGUUGUUAGCGACCUUGAAGGAAAAGGACGAGGGGUCUGCCAAGCAACAGAGAAAGAAGGAGUUGGAAAACGCGUCCGCAAGGAGACGCAAAAAGAAUGAGGAUGUCAUGGACGAUCCAUACAUGGAAAACGGCGCCUUGGCCGCGUUGUUUGACGAAACCUGAAGAGUAUAUAUAUAAUAAAUUGUAUUAAUAUAGCAG
Molecule: messenger RNA, 3750 nt
Organism: Babjeviella inositovora NRRL Y-12698
Lineage: Eukaryota; Fungi; Ascomycota; Pichiomycetes; Serinales
Gene: MSN5
Product: karyopherin
Exons: 1
Coding region: 34-3714 (1226 amino acids)
Biological process (GO): protein export from nucleus; RNA export from nucleus
Cellular component (GO): cytoplasm; nucleus; RNA nuclear export complex
Molecular function (GO): RNA binding; nuclear export signal receptor activity
Source: RefSeq, a predicted model, not a curated record